CGUAGCUACACAGCACUGUAUCGCAUGUUGGACUUUGAGUAGAGAGUAGUUAUACUCUUGAUUUCGUAAGUUACCGGUAAGUCAGGCUAACGUUAUUUAAGUCCCGUCUGCUAGCUUUGAAUCAACAGGACUUUAGCAGGAGCAGCUAACGGUUACUUUACACCCACCAUCACUUCCGCUUCUGUUUGAGACUUGUUUGAGAGUUCACUUUAGGUGACACAGUGGCAACACAGUGGUGCGGGACGGUCGCAGGUGAGCAACCAAAGUCCACAUAAACUGUCUUUAACAUGGUUUACAACAAAGAGACAGAACCUGAGCCUCGGGUCUACGGUUACACCAGGACAGGCUCCGCAGUGCUGACCCACUGUAUCUGUAUCGUCUUCACUGUGUUCAUCACAGUCCUGUCUCGACCGGGUACAAGCUGGUUUUCCUGGCAUCCUUUCUUUAUGACAUUAGCGUUCACCUUCUUCAUGACAGAAGCCAUACUCCUCUUCUCCCCCCAUGGCUCCCUCAUCAAAAAGUAUCCACACAAGACCAAAGGUCGUGUUCACUGGAUCCUGCAGUGCCUCUGUGUGUCCUGUGCUUUCCUCGGCCUGGCAGCCAUCUUUUACAACAAACACCUGAAUGGUAAACCCCACUUCACCUCGUGGCACGGUCUGCUGGGCCUGGUCACCGUGUGUGUGGUGGGGGUGCAGUCUUUGGCAGCUUUGCCUCUCAUCUACCACUCUCUGGCCAAAGGCUGGUCCCUGGCCAAACUCAAACGCUACCAUGCGGCAUCCGGACUCGUCACAUACCUGCUGGGCAGUGCCAGCCUGCUCCUCGGCCUGAGCUCUGCCUGGUUCACUGCAUCUGUCGGGGAAUACACCUGGUACCUGUCAGUGCUCUGCGCCACUCUCAAUGCCCUCGUCAUAAUGAGCCAAGUCAGCAGAGCGUACACAGCCAAGAAACGGCUGCACUCCUGACAGAAGACACAGUAGUGACACUUUUAAACACUCGCUGAAUACUUGUGCAAGGUUUGCCUUGGAGAUUUCACUUUUUUGUCGCAUGCAAUCAGCUUGAUUUGCAUGAAAGGAACUGAUGUCUGCAGCUGCUUUGAAGGUCCUGUCUCGUCAUGAAGCACCAGUGCCAAGUUUGGAUGAUGAGAUACUUCUUUGCCCUUUUUUUUUUUACAUGGCUUACACAGGACCACUAUUUCUUUUCUAGGAGUUUGGGAGGUUUAAUGACUCGAGUUGUCAUUUGACAGUUACACAUUUCACAUGUUGGGCUUUAAUUUAUGACCAAAUACUUCCACAAUUAUUGACGUUCCCAUCAGCCCCAGCUCCGCUUUGUGUUUACUGCUAAUUAGCAUGUUAGCAUGCUAUCAUGCUGAGCUGAGCUAGUUAACAUGAUACCUGCUUAUAAUCAGUAUGCCAGCAUGCUAGUGUUAGCAUUUUGCAAAGCAUUGCUGCUCCGUCUCACAGUGCUGCUAGCAUGGCUGUUGUAGACUGAAUUGCUUGAAAUGUGACUGAUUUUAGGGACAAAAAAAUAAUUUCAUUAAAAUAAAGGGGGUUUAAAGGUCCAGUGUGUUGGAUUUAGUGGCAUCUAGUGGUGUGGUAUCAGAACUGAAAUGUCUUCCUUGUGCUAAGCAUGUAGGUAAACUAUGGUGGUUGAUGCAAAAAUGCAAACAACCCUAUGUAGAGCCAGUGUUUGAUUUGUCCGUUCUGGGCUACUGUAGCGGCUUCCCCCUAAACUUAAAGCCACAUUGAGCAGUGUAAACUUCACAUGAUGUGUCCCAGCGUUGCGGUCAGAAAACAAUUUGUGAUCCACCGUCUAGCAACACCUAUACCUCAAUUGAUGGUUCCUACCUAGAUUGGCAGACAACCAUGACAAUACAGUGAUCCCUACAGGACAAAUUAGCAACCUACACACAUGGCAACUGUAGAACAGCAUAAUGGACUGCGUGGAACAGGCCCCCAGAAGAUGUGCCGGGCUUUGAAGCCAGUUUUCAUAGUGGCCAAACAGUGGGAUUCCGUCAGUCACGUGAUGCUAUGUGGCUCAGUAAGCCUUUUUUCCCUAUAGACCACCAUGGCAAUAAGUUGAUAACUUUUUUUGAGCAUCACAGCCCCCGCAAAAUGACUUGUUUCACUAUCGAGAUUUGAUACAUUCGGUCUGUUAACAUUUGGAAAGUCGAGAAGAGCUGCAGCUUUGAAUCAUUUUAUCCCAAUUUAAGAUAGUGAAGCACUGAACUGGAAGUAGUCAAAAGUCUCUAAUGUGCCUGCUCUAUGGGCCACACAGUCUGCCGAUCAUGUUGGUAAUUUUAAAGGCGGCAGUGGGACCUUCUUGGCUUCAUGUGCCAAUGAGCAACUUUCCUGGGAAUGAACAGGGUCCCGCCACCCACACUGUAACCAGUUCUCAUUAUACAUUCAUGCCAUGGAAGAGGACCUGCUCUAUAGGUGGUAUAAACAGCUCAUUCGAAGGUAACAAAAACUUUUAUCACCUGUUUAUUUUCAGGUGAUAAUAAACCAAUGGAAAUAUAGUUCUGAAUGUUAUACACCAUUUCUGCCAAAAGGUGCCCCUGAAUCCUACACACUGUACCUUUAAUAUUCUCAACUGACUUGACAAACCGUGCAGUAUGAAGGUUUAGACAGCUUUUAUGCCAUUAUUUGGGGGACAGAAUUUCAGAAAGUAUUAGUUAAAUUAUUAAAUAAAACAUUUUUUUUUAUUGCUAGUCAACACCUCCUGUUUGAGGUUGGAUUUGUGACCUCAGUAUUUCUAAGAUCCUGCCAGUGGUCCUGAAUAAGUGCUGAAUUAUUGUAUCUCAGGUUGAUUAUGCUGCCUUUUAACUAUUUAUGCUGCCUUUGAUUCCUUAUGUGGCCAAAUGUGGAAAUGGAAAUAUUAAAUGAUACAGAAGAUAUGAUGUAAAUUAAAAGCAUUUGUAAAAGAUUCACACUGCAAUAGAAGAGUGUUUUAUUGUUAAAAUAACAUUGAUAACACAGUCAUAUUCUGCUUCGAUCUAGGCUGCAUGUACGAAAUUCUUACUGGAUCAGCCGUCAAUGGGUCAAAGUGAACAAAAGGUUAAAAAACGUAAUUACAAAAAAAAGAAUGUAUUUUCCAUCAUAAAUAAAUAAAUUUCGGACGCUUACAUUGAAAUAAAGGGAAACAACUGCCAGGUGAGUGGACACCAAUAAGAAGUUAUAAAAAACAUUUAAAAAAGAAUGAAAUAUUUCCAUGAAACAUAAAAAAUGCAAAUAAGUGACAAGAAAUUGCAGACAGGUUUAGUUUUUAUAAACGGAUGAUUCCCAAGAGUCAAAAUGCAAAGUGUUUCCAAACGGAUUGAGAAGACUGAGAAUAAAGACAUGGCGUCAGUAUGAUGUACCUUGUACAGUUCACAAGCAGAUAUGAUCCUUUUACAAAGUGCCAGCUCCACCUUUCAAAUCUCAAACAAACCAUCACAAGUUCCCAAGACAUGCUGAAGAAAACUGGAGACAUCGUUGAUGAUAGAAAUGAAGCAUCCAGAACAACAACAGGGAAGGAGCCAGUAGUAACAAACUGAACAGUACUCAGACUGUGGGAGCGAAAAGUCCCCACAGGAAAACAUCUCUACAAAAAAUGCAACUUUAUAGGGAAUGAUGUGUUGUCUCAGGUUAUCCAGUGUUUUCUAAAAGGCUAACAACCACUGCGUCUAGCCUAUGUUACUGACGGAGGAGGGGGGGGCUUUCCUAAAUCUACAUACCUUGAGGUGUCAUCACAACACAGAAACACAAGGCUACAGAGAACAGCAAAGACCUAAACUCCCUAAAGCACUGCAGACCUACACUGACUGACACUACUGACAGAAGCUACGUACACUGCACUGCUCUUAAAGACGCUCCUCGGUGAAAAGCUAGCACAUAAUGGCACUGUCAGUUUGGUAAGGCCACCACACCACCUGACCUGGCUCUGCCACGGUCACGGGUGGUUGUGGUGAAAUGUUCGAUAUCUGUUUUGAUGGUUUGGUGUCUACAUUGACUCAAGGCUUUGUAUACUCAGCCUGCAUGAAUGCAAUGUUUUCUACAGUUCAGGUUAUUAUUUGUUCUCAGCAAGGCUCUGAAAAUAAUUCACAAGAAAAUUAGGAGAGUCAAACAGGGUGUAGGCUGACUGAUGGCGGGGACACUAUUGUAAAACUGCAACAAAAGAGGAGCGAGUGAGCUAGCAACAUUAAAGGGUAACUUCAGUAUUUUCAACCUGGACCCUAUUUUCCAUGUUUUUGUGUCAAAGUGAAUAAUGAAUAUCUAUUUUUGAAACUGCUCCAGAAUAAAGCAAGUGCGCUGCAGCAGAAAGCCACUAAACAGGCUGCAGUGUAACCACUUGGGGCAUUUGUGCACCAUCCAUUUACGUCUAUUCUAAGUGCUUAUUUUCGCCACUGACAGGCUCAAAUUGUUACUUUAUGUGUCUGUCAAUGUUAUGGAAAGGAUCCCUACAGAGAUAGACAUUUUUUUGAAUAGUAAAAACCAGAAACAGCCCUGAAAUCGCCAUCGCCAAACCCACCAGACUCCAUUUAAAUAAACAGUGAUUUUAUCCUGUAUAGAGCCAGCAUAUUCUCACAUCUUACUCUACGAAUUAAGGGUUUAUUUCAACCCAACCAGAGUCUAAAUGUUAAAACAGUGGAAAGACAAACAAAGAAAGUUUUUGUGAGUUUUAAUUUGUUUCUGUCAACAUUGUAUGAAGUGUGUUUCAUAAUGAUAAAAUUAAUGAUUAUUGAGAUGAAGUCUGGUGGGUAUGGAGAUGGGGAUUUCGGGUCUGUUUCUGGUUAAACAAAAAAUCUUACUCUCUAACAAAAAGGUCUAUCUCUGUCAGGUCCUUUCCAUAAUGUGGUCCGACACUUACAAUAACAAUCUGAGCCUCAGUGUCAAAAACAAGUACUUUUAGUGAAUGUUUCGUACAGCCCGUUUCAUGGCUGUGGCAGUCUGGCUCAACACUGAACCAAUUUCAAAAAUUGUUGUCUGCGUUAGUCACUUACACGGGACUAGUAUGACCUUAGGAUCUCUGGUAAUUUGUAAUAACAGCAGUGGAGUUCUGUGAUCUUAAUCCUGCGAAAAUGUGCUAUGUCUGCAAUUUGUCAAGUAAAAAUUCCCUCACAAAUUACCCAUCAUAUUUCUCCAAACUGAUAAUAUUAGUCCUAUGAUAAUCAGCACCUCAGUGAUUUGGGGUUGUAUUUUGGUUUUCUGGUUUCUCUACACCUCAUUUUGAAUUAUGGAGGCUGCGUUGGCAUUUAUAAAUGAAAGUUUUGACAGCAUUUUGGGUGCAGGAGGCUCUUCACGCCACACAGCAAAAUCUAGACAGAUGCUGAGCGAAAUCUAGACAGAUGCUGAGAUGGAUAACGUGACAAUGUGUGGCAGGAUAGGUACUGUUUGUUUAACCUACUUGUAAAAUGUACAUUAUCGCUAGUAGUGUUUGUGUUACAAAUGACUGUGUGCAUCAUAUCCGGGGGAUUAUGUCAGUCAAUUUGAGUAAAAUACAGACUUUGUUUAUCCUGUGCGAAUGUGCUGCAAGAAUCACAGAUGCAGGGGGGUAAUUUCUAAAUCACACGAGGUCCCCUGGUAAUACUAGCUCCGUGCAAAUCGGGCUUUCGACAGAAAAACAUAGGAAAGUAGAGUCCGAUAAACAAAUACCAGAGUAACCCUUUAAACCUUGCUUUGUGCUCCUUUUGGCUUUCACACUCGGAGCUUUUAAUCACAAUGCUGAAUCUGCCCUCUACUUGUGUUUUGAGUUUGACACCAACUGUCUAAAUGCUCAGUAGUUCUUCCAACGGAUUUGUAAAAAGGACAAGAUAAAUGCUAAGACUCAAGACCCCUUUGUGUCGUUUAAGGCUAAAAAUGAAAGAACACAGUCCGAAUCCAUGUCCGAGCCUCCGUGUUAUCAAAGGCUAACAAGAAAGUACAUUCAUUUUAGUUUUUAAGGGGAGGGAAAAUAAAAGGAAAUCAUACAGCUGAACUGAAAUUUGUUUCCCCAGCAUCGACGCGAGAGCGUGUUUAUCAUCAUGAUAGUCACUGUAAUAAUAAACCAUCUCCCUACAACCAAAAUCUACACACUGCACAGUAUUGACUUGCAAUAUAAACAAUGAUAAUGACUGCUAUUUACAAAGUAUCAACAUGUUCAGUUAUAGUAUCACACAUAAUAUCCUUUCAACAGGGGAUGCUACAAUGUCUAUCAAAUUACUAAAGACUAAAAUAUGCUCUGAAAGCCUAACAUUUCCUCUGUUAAAGGUAAGCCUCCAAGGAUUUUCUCUAAAUAUAUUGUCAAGUGGAUUUUGACAAAAAAACACCAGGUUCUGUGAGUUAUCUGUUGUACUCUGUAGCUUUCCAGUAUUGUUUACUAAAAAAAGGAAA
This is a messenger RNA of Epinephelus moara (kelp grouper), 6347 nucleotides long. RefSeq names its product transmembrane reductase CYB561D2 (gene cyb561d2). Gene Ontology annotation, molecular function: transmembrane monodehydroascorbate reductase activity. NCBI's taxonomy places the organism in Eukaryota, Metazoa, Chordata, Actinopteri, Perciformes, Serranidae. The transcript is spliced from 3 exons. The record is from RefSeq and is a predicted model, not a curated record. The coding region runs from base 288 to 962 and encodes 224 amino acids. Gene Ontology annotation, cellular component: endoplasmic reticulum.